AACACCAAAGGAGUCCAUGAGAUGAGUCGACAACCAGAAGAAAGAUUCCUCACUUUAAACGUGUUUUUCCCCCUUUUUUAUACCUCAAAGUAGACCAAAACUAUAUCCAGAACAAUGUAUAUAAAACAGGUGAUCAUCCAAGGGUUCAGAAGUUACCGAGACCAGACCAUCAUUGAACCAUUUAGUGCCAAGCACAAUGUUAUAGUGGGUCGAAAUGGAUCUGGAAAAAGUAACUUUUUCUUUGCAAUCCAGUUUGUACUGAGUGCAGAUGAGUUCAGUAACCUCAGGCAGGAAGAACGUCAAGCCCUGCUACAUGAAGGGACAGGACCAAGAGUUGUGUCUGCGUAUGUUGAAAUCAUAUUUGAUAACAGUGAUAAUCGGCUUCCUAUUGAAAAGGAGGAAGUGUCUUUGAGGCGUGUCAUUGGAGCCAAAAAAGACCAAUAUUUCCUGGACAAAAAAGUGGUGACAAAAACUGAUGUGAUGAACCUGCUGGAGAGUGCUGGGUUUUCUCGUAGUAAUCCUUACUACAUUGUUAAGCAAGGAAGGAUUAACCAGUUAGCAGUUGCUAAGGACAAUGAAAGACUCAAAUUACUAAGAGAAGUGGCAGGUACUAGAGUAUACGAUGAAAGGAAGGAAGAAAGCAAACAUAUUCUUAAAGAUUCAGAAAACAAAAAAGAAAAGAUAGAAGAAUUACUCAAAUAUAUUGAGGAAAGACUGGAGACACUAGAGGAGGAGAAAGAAGAGCUCAAAGCAUAUCAGAAAUGGGACAAAGAGAGAAGGUGCUUAGAAUACACAAUACAUGACAAAGAACUGAGAGAUACAAGAGAAAAACUUGAGGAGUUGGAGAAAGUGAGGCAAGAUGAAUCAAACAGAGCUGGUGAGCUGCAGAAAGAAGCAACAAAAGCUAGUGAAAAAAUAGAAAAAUAUUCUCAUGUGCUGAAGGAAUUAAGUGAGAGGGAGACAAUUAUCAACACAGAAAAACACCAACUGGAAGAAGAGUGUCAAGAACACUUCAAACAGAGAACAAAACUGGAACUUGACAUCAAAGAUCUGGAAAACAUUGCUUCUGACGACGCUACCACCAAGGAACAAUACAAACUGGAACUAGAAAGACUUCAGGUCACUAUUGCUCAACAACAACAAGAAUUGGAUAACCUACUGCCAAGUUUUAAUCAGUACAAAACAGAAGAAGAGACAUGUGCCAACAGACUGGAAGCAUGUGAAAGGAGAAGAACAGAACUCUAUGCUAAACAGGGCAGGAAAAACCAAUUUUCAUCCAAAGAAGAACGAGAUAAAUGGAUAAAAAAAGAGAUGAGAUCACUAAAUAAUGCUGUAUCCAAGAAAGAGUCACAGAUUCAAGCAUUGCAGGCUGAGAUAGAAGAUAUGAGUUCUAAACUACGAAGACUUGAGAAUGACAUCAGGGAAAGGACUGAGGAUCUUGAACAGAGAAAAAGCAGUAUUGAACAGAACAACAGAGAGUACUCAGAACUGAAAAGAUCAAGAGAUGAAUUGACAAACAACAGAAAGGAGUUAUGGAGACAAGAGGCUGCRAUAGAACAGACAAUCAGUACAGCAAGAGAAGAACUGACUAAAGCUGAGCGUAACCUCAAAGCAACAGCAAGUAGGGGUAURACUAAUGGUAUUGAGACUGUCAAGAGAAUCAUGCAGGAUAAAAACCUAGAAGGUGUUUAUGGCCCUCUGAUAGAGAACUUCACUUGUGAUGAGAAAUUCUUCACUGCUGUUGAAGUAACAGCAGGAAACAAGCUGUUUCAUAUCAUCGUUGACUCUGACAAGACAGCAGCUCAGAUUCUAUCCACCAUGAACCGUCAGAAGAUGCCAGGAGAAGUGACAUUUAUGCCACUGAACAAGCUGAAGUUUAGACCUACUGGUUUCCCUAAAUCAGAUGAUGUGAUGCCGAUGAUCAAUAAGCUAAAAUACAAUGAAGCCCUCAAACCAGCCAUGGAACUGGCCUUUGGCAAGACAUUGAUCUGUAGGGACCUUGAUGUGGCUGCUCAAUUUGCUAAAAGUGAAAACCUGGACUGUAUCACCCUUGAAGGUGAUCAGGUAAGCAGGCGUGGUGCACUUACAGGAGGGUACUACGAUACACGUAAGUCAAGACUGGAUCUACAGAAAACAAUCUGGGCCAAUGGCAGAAAGGUGGAGGAAGAAGAAGGAAAGGUUCACACUAUUAAAGCACAGCUAGAAGCCAUUGACAGUGAGAUUACAAAAACUCUUGGGAAAUUACAAAAAGCAGAAACAAGACAAGUACAACUAAGAGAGACAUAUGAUAAGCAGAAGUUAGAUGUACGAGCACUAAACCAGAACAAAGAAACCAUACAACAAACCCUACAGGCCAGGGAAAACAAGCUCACAAGUAUACAGACUGACCUGACGGCAAUGAAUAACACAUUAAAGUCUUGGAACGAUGAACUGGGUACAGAACUACUGUCACAGCUAACAACACAAGAUCAAAAUGAGGUUGACAGACUAAAUCAAGAAAUUAAUGAACUGCAAGAAAGAGUUCGAGUUGCCGUAGGCAGAGGAACAGAGUUGGAUGCACGUAAAAGUGAACUUGAAAACCAGCUGAAUAACAAUCUGAUAAGACGUAGAAACGAACUGGUUCAGGCAAUGGAAGAGAUCUCACUAGAAAACAAGAACCAAAUAUUGGAGACACAUCAAGCUGAUCUGAAGUCUGUGUCUAAAGCUAUCAAGAAAGCUAGGGAAAGACUUAAAGAACUGGAGGCAGAAUCUGAUGACCACAGAGAAAAGAAAACUAAAGCACAGUCUAAGCUAGAAGAAUGGAAGAAUGUAGAGCGUGCUCGUCUAGAAGCAAUACAAGAUGAUGCUAAGGCAUUAGAGAAGAUUGCAAAUAAACGAAGUCUUUUGAUGAAAAAGAAAGAUGAUUGCAUGAAAAAGAUUCGAGAAUUAGGUUCAUUACCAGCAGAUGCUUUUGACAAGUUCCAGAAGACAAACCUUAAAGCACUAUGGAAGAAACUCCACCACUGCAAUGAAGAGCUCAAGAAAUACAGUCAUGUAAACAAGAAAGCCCUGGAUCAGUUUGUGAACUUCUCUGAACAAAAAGAAAAACUAAUGAAGAGAAAAGAUGAACUGGACAACGGCUACCAGGCUAUUGUUGACUUGAUGGAGGUUCUUGAACAACGAAAACACGAAGCUAUUUUAUUCACUUUUAAACAGGUUUCUAAGUAUUUCAGUGAAGUGUUUGAAAAACUUGUUCAUCACGGCAAAGGAACCUUAGUAAUGAAGACAGAUCCAGGAGAAGCCACACAGGAGGAAGAAGAUAGUCAAAGUCAAAGCCAAGGAUCUCAGCGAUCCGUCCCUUUGGUUGACCAGUUCACUGGUGUAGCCAUCAAGGUAUCAUUUAGCGGCAAAUCAGCUGAGACACGAGAAAUGAACCAGUUGUCUGGUGGCCAAAAAUCCCUGGUAGCUCUUGCUCUCAUCUUCGCCAUACAGAAGUGUGACCCAGCGCCAUUUUAUUUAUUUGACGAGAUAGAUCAAGCACUUGAUCCUCAGUUUAGGAAAGCUGUUGCAGAGAUGAUUCGAAACUUGGCAAACAAAGCCCAAUUCAUUACUACAACAUUUCGCCCAGAACUCUUGGAUUCUGCUGAUAAAUUUUAUGGAGUUAAGUUCCGUAACAAAGUCAGCCACAUCGAUGCAAUCACUAUAGAACAAGCUAAAGAUUUUAUUGAAGAUGAUGAACAGGGCAAGUAAAGGCUGCCUGGUGGACACAAUUAUUGACGAAAUCCAGUUUACAUGUUGUGGCAUGUCAAUGGUUGUGCAAUAUUUUGUAGGAGUCGGCAACCAAAUGUUCCAAGUAUUGCCACAUGAAAUUUUUUCAUUGCAAAAGCGUCUGCUUCAUGCAACGAUCAAAAUCAUAUGCACUCAGAAUGGUUAUCUUAGUAACUUUGCAUUGCAGAAUUUGCAUGAUAUUGUCGRCCAUGUUUCUUACACAUUUAAGGACUGUUGACUUCAUAACUGUAUAAACAAAUUUGGCCAACGUUUGGCUGCCAAGUAUUAACAUUAUAACUUGUAUUAUCUGUUCUUGUUGUUUAUAAACAUUCAAAUUUCUACAUCACCUUGUUGGAUAUAAGGGCUUGUAUUUUAAGGUAUUCAAUUCACGUAUGUGCUUCUUUGGUAGGUUUUUAAUGUACAUCUUCCCUCAUAUAUUACAUUAAAACAACUUUUUGUCAUUUGCCUAUUCAACCCAAAGUUGUCUCUUUAUUAGUUGGGUUGGUGUACUCAAAUGUUUGUAAGGAAAGCCAUUACUGCAUAUUUUUAUAACCAAAGAUGUUAUCUUCUCUUCUCCAUCAAUAUUUCUUCUGGUCAUCAAGCUCUUAUAUGUGUAAAAUAAUUUAUCUUUUCAUUCAACAAUCUUAAUAAAAAAAUCUUGUUUUA
Actinia tenebrosa (Australian red waratah sea anemone) is the source of this 4413-nucleotide messenger RNA. RefSeq names its product structural maintenance of chromosomes protein 3. Gene Ontology annotation, biological process: chromosome organization. The record is from RefSeq and is a predicted model, not a curated record. Gene Ontology annotation, molecular function: protein binding; ATP hydrolysis activity; ATP binding. Gene Ontology annotation, cellular component: chromosome. NCBI's taxonomy places the organism in Eukaryota, Metazoa, Cnidaria, Anthozoa, Actiniaria, Actiniidae.